Molecule: messenger RNA, 8345 nt
Organism: Betta splendens (Siamese fighting fish)
Lineage: Eukaryota; Metazoa; Chordata; Actinopteri; Anabantiformes; Osphronemidae
Product: delta-like protein 4
Exons: 11
Coding region: 5131-7164 (677 amino acids)
Biological process (GO): cell communication; Notch signaling pathway; multicellular organism development
Cellular component (GO): membrane
Molecular function (GO): calcium ion binding
Source: RefSeq, a predicted model, not a curated record
GGUAAAGACCAGUACGUUUGGUGCAGCACCAUGAAUAAGACAGACCGGAGAAAUUGUUCCCAAAUCCAAAUGUUACUUAUAUGGUUCAUCAUAUCAUUUGUAGCAAAUUCUACCUUUAUGCUCCCCAAAAAACUAGUGUUUCCUUCAUGCCCCCCGACCAUGGAUGAAAAAGGGACAGCGUAAUGUACGCUAAAAAACCGCUGCAGUAAACGGAGAAUAACAUCAGUAAUUGUUGCAGUGGUCUUGAUCAAAUGUUCCUCAUUUUCGUCCUCUAAACCACAUAUCCUGUUAAGAGUUGCAGCACCGGCGGUUAGUGGGUGAAAGGCAGGUUUCAGGCGGUCUACCUCAACUGUAAGUGCUUUUCCUUCUUCACCUUUUUCAGCCUAGUUCUUUCAAAUCUAGACUUUACUGCUGUUAAAUGUGCUACAGGCUUCACCAGUGUCCUCCAUCACCUCAGCUACUGUAUGAGAACACCAUCUCCACCAGGGUAUUGGGGUGACCUGCUUUGUACCACCAACUUAAUCUAAAUCCUUUUGAAAUGCUACACUUAAAAACCUAAAAUAAUGCACACUGGAGCAUCAAGAAGCGGCCGAACAGACGCUAUGAUGCCAUUUCACCACUGUGCUGUGAUCUUACACACAGUUUCCACAUAAGGAAAAAUAUGCUCAUGAGCAUGUGGUCUAGAGACCAUAGAGUUCUUGAGAGAUGUCAAAAUGUAGACAGACACAUGAAUACUGCCUCUGAGAGCCAAAUCUGAGGAAUAAGGACCCGCGCAGCCUGACCUCAUGGGGUCAAGCUGGAACAACACACCACCGCCAUCAGGCCUGGCAGCCAGGGCGCUCCUACUACGCUGCAGGGCGACUUUUAGGAACGAGGCCAGAUGCAUCCCUGCUAGUUAAGCCCUGUGAGAACGUGUUCAUCACCGCAGGCAGGAAGCUCAUCUACACGGGCUGAACAGUGGGGCUCCAACCUCAGCGAGCCUUCACCCCUACGCUCCCGCUGGGACAAUUAAUCAAACAGCACUCCUGUUGACAUCAUGGCCAAAGCUUUGGUUGGAAGACGAAGGGAUCUUCAUCUGUUCAAUUAUCAGAUCAGGUGAAAUAGAGUUUGUCUAUCUGAAUGAAAUCUGACGAGAAGUUCACAUUUGUGUCCUGACACUGGCUGAGCCUCGCACGCAUCCAUGUUCACUACCUUCAGGCCUAACGCCCGUGCACAACAGCACCAGAAGCAAUUCCCAAGAAUGUCUUUCCGUGAAAUCGGAAGCAAAGGUAGGAAGCUCCUCGUGUACAGACCAAAUGGGAAAGGGGCAAAUAGGAAUUUCAAAUCAUCGAAGGAAAAAACAACAGACCCUCCUAAAAUACUUCUGUGUCCGUCUGCACAAAUAAACAAUAAUGUGUGGUGUACUCUAGAGGUCGUGAGCCCCUGGCCAGGAAGUGGAGGAAGAACAGCAGAUAAGAGAUCAUCAAGCCUCUGCAUAAUUAAAACAGAAUGGUCAGCCUUAUCACAUUAAAUCUCCUGGCAUGCCAAGGUGGAAUUACUAGAUGCUAAUCGCGCUGAUGGUGAAACUCCCCCGUGGUGACACACAGAUUAAUAUUUGUGAUUGCUUUGAUGACGACUAUUUACAAAGCCAGGCGACUUCAGAGCGCAUGAAUAGAAGCCGUUUGACACUGAGCUGAGGACACGGAGUCCUGCUGUGCAGCCUCACCUGUUCUCACCUCAUGCUAAUCGCUAGGUAGCGUUUGAGCUGUGGUCCAGCGAGGCCUGAGGGUUCGUCCUGCUCCUUUUACGCCUCUUCACACCAGCACCUCCUUCCAUCUACUGCAUUUAUCUCUUUCCUUUUUCCUGCUGGGAGCUUUUGUCUUGUGUAAAGUUGUGAUGCUUUGACUCACUCACACACACACAGUUAACCUUGUUUGCUUGGCUUCUAUGCACUGUUGUGUUGAGGGAGUGUCCUUCACGUUUUCUGCUCCACUGCAUCAGUAACAGACAAAGACGCUAGAGGAGCAAGAAGCGUCUCAGCAGAUGCACCAGGGUGUGCGAUGGUUUGGUCUGAGCGACAGAUGCCGAUGGUCCCCGCUGACAGUCCACGUGUCAAAGGUGGAGCUGUUGUGUUGGGAUCAAUAUCACGUUGUGAGACCACAGCUCCUGCUUGGUGGCCGGAGGCAGCGGUUCCACACUUGGCCUUUAGGCUGUUUGGAUGGGCUGUCGUUCAGCGGCGUGGUGACGUCCACCUCUGCAGCGUGGCGCGUGUUGCCGGUCGCAUCGUAAGGGUGGAGAAGUGCUGACAUGGCGCUGUUGUGUCAACACUGCAGCAAGAGGGUACCUGGAAAGUUCCACAACAGACCAGCUUUGACCAAAAUGGAAAGCAUCCAUGACGACAGUGGUGCGAUAAUGCAAAGCAGCGCGGGGCUCAUAGACGACCGCCGCCGCCUUUAAGGGUGGCAGGAGGUGAUUUCUCAUUUGGGGCAACGGGCCUCGAUGUGGCAGAUCCAUUGGCCGCUCACAUCAGAAGCCCAUUGACUGGAGCCGACAGAUUGGGGCAAAGAGAUCAAAUGUGCUGUAAAGAAGUGUUAAACUGCUGUGGGUGGGUUUGUGGGCUCAAAGGGACCAUCUGGUGGCACUGUAGCUGUGCUGGCCUGCAGGCUUGGUACCGCUGAACAGGGUGGGUCCAGACCAGAGGCGGUGCCGUCAGUUGAGCGACGUACGACGACGUCUGCGCAGCGACACUGAAGCUGAUGUUUUAACAGUUGACCUGUGUGUCUGUGUGUGUGAGGUGUCACCAGGGUCACUGCCUCAGCCAUUUACCGUCAACUGCAAAUGAAGUGUAAAUAAAUAUUGGCCUUUAGCAGAGGGCAGUCCUAGAAGCUCUGUGUUCAUGGGGGUUACAAUAAUCCUCUUGUGUUUUGGAAAUAAUAAGUUUCAACAAUUUGCUGGUGUAAGUGUUUAGAGUAAAUGUGUUUUGAGUCUGUCCAUCUGUUAAACGCGAAAAAGCCAUGACUGACAGCAACUAAAGCAGCAGUUUCGUUCAGUUAUGUGUGUUUUCCAGAAAAUGUGUUUUAAACAACUAUAACUUGCGAAGGAUGCUGAGAUUCUGGAAACCAGGCCACAAUGAGGCUCCUCAUUUGUUGCCUGAUAAGACCGAGCGCGGAGGGACUUUCAUACCCAACCGUCUCACAGUCAGAAUGUUAUUUUUAGUGUUUGGUGCCAGUUAAAAUCCCAUUAAACCAUCUCACAAAACAGUGUCACAAAGAAAAAUGAGGAUCUGCACCAGGCUGCAGAUGGAACUGUCUGUUUCCAAGGCUGUGUUUAUGGAGCAACAGCAGAAAAGGCUGUUUGCAUUGGCCUCAUGAGGACUGAAUGUCAGUCUAUUGAUACACACACAAAGAAAUAUAAGAAAUGAUCAAAUCAGGAGAUUAUAGUCUGGAGAGCAUCAUCAGACAGACAUUUCUCCAUAACCCGUCAGAUCAUGUUUUCCUUCAUGCCGCACCAAGACGUUCCCAUCCAAGCGUGUAAAGCUUUACAGUGAACUGUAACCUGAGCCUCAGGACAACCUUACCCCCUGCCCAUCAAAUAUUAAAGCGCGUGGAUGCUGUGAUGUUUAUGAACCUGCACCGAGUUCUGCUGCAACAAAAGACCGACGUGGCUUUGGAUUCCACAGAAACCAGUGAGAGGCUUCAGUGCAGUCACUUCAUAGAGAAGCCACAACCACUGAUCCAGGAUCUGUGAUUCAGUGGUGGAAAUGGCUGUGACAAGUCUGCUGUGUCUAUCAGCUGUGAUACAGACUCAACAGCCCAUUGUCUCUGCCCUGUAGUGGGAUGGGGAACCUUUAAGUCAAAGGUGAGGGUUUAGAGAUGAAGUCAUCGCUGCAGGAGAGCAGUUGAGGGAACGGCUCCUGAAUCCUGUUCCCUCACUGUAACUCCUGCAGACGUUGGCCUGCUGCAGGCGUGAUAAAGGUAACAAUGCCCGAGCCCAGCAGGACUUUACAUGUGAUAUGCACCUAUACGGUGUCACAGCCGCCUUUAUGUACUGUUUAGACUCCAUUUUCUUUCCCUUCUUGGAAGAAAAAUACACUUGAAAGGAGACGAAGCGUUUUCAGUUGGCAGCAGUGGAAGUUAUUUCAACAAACACGUAGGAUACGAUCUUCUCUUUAAUUUAUAUGGGCUUCCAGUUGAGUUACGGGGCGCUGUGAGUUAUGACGCUAAAUAAUGGCUGCGUGCUUGCGCUUGUUAUGGCGUUUGUCUAAAGCAUAAUAAACAGUCACUUUAGUAAAUACACUGCGCGUUGGUGCGUCUGCGCGCCGGCCCCAACGACGCUCAGCUCUGAAAACAAUCACGUCAAUUCAGGGCAUGUGGAACAAAUGUUUCCCAUGAAACACAAUUACAGUGAUGUUUAUCUCCAGCAGCUUUAUUUUAGCGGUGGAUUUUCUGUUCAGUAAAUGCUGAGUUUUUCUCCAGACGCGUAAAGACGCACAGUCAGUGGCUCCAAGGGACAAAACGGAACGGUUUCCCAGAGGUUCGUUCUGCCUAAGAACAAUGUGACGCCCGUUUAGCCGAAAACCACAGUAACACAAUAAAACGAGUUGGAUCUGGUUUGGCAGUGGCCAGUUUGUGUCGUUGGAGGAUUCAUUUUGCAAGUGCACAACGCGCCGCGUCCAGUCGGAGCAAAAGAAGGUGGAGGAGCGAGUGGGCGGCGUCUGGAGCGGCAGAGUCCGGAUAACGACCCCUCGGCCGUAUAUAAGCGCUUCACGGGACGCACUACGCGCUGAUGCUCCGCCACAUGCUCGCAUCACUGUUGACAGCACCAGUGUGGUAUCAGCAGAGCAGAGUCCAACAACAAGCAGCCGGCACAAUGGAUGGGCAACAUAAAGACCGCAGAAUGACUCACUUGUGGAUAUUGACGUUAAUGAUAUUAGUCUAAUAAUCUACAGUACUGGAUAACUCGGUCUUUUCCAACUUCUUCUGGAUACGGAUUGCGGAGCUGGAUCUCGUCCCAUAGGCUUUGGAAGACGGAUUAUAUUUAUUCUGAUCGCUGUUUGUCUCCAUCCCGCUGUUUCCAUCAUCUCUUGGAAUAGGAGCGUUUUGUAGGAGGGCAACCUGAUUUUUCAAGGAUACGCACUUCAAACUCUAAAGGAUGGCCGUUUGGUUCACCUCUAUCCUCGCAAUAGUUAUAACGUUAUUUACUCAGGUUUUGGGAUCAGGUGUGUUCGAAUUAGAACUCCAUCACUUUCAAAAUAGUCAAGGUUUGCUGGCGAACGGACAGAGCUGCGGAAUGGGCGGCUGCAGGACCUUUUUCACGGUGUGUUUGAAGAACUUUCAGACGGAGGUGUCUCGUGGAGACUGUGUGUUUGGCAGCGUCACCACACCUGUUCUGGGCACCGACUCCUUCAGCAUCCAACAGGACGCCCGGCUGCGUCUGCCGCUCAAGUACACGUGGCCGGGCGCCUUCUCAUUAAUCAUCGAAGCCUGGUUUUCUCCUGAAGCGGACCCACCUGAAGGCUCCACCAGGCCGGACUCGCUGAUCAGCUCCUUCUCCAUCCAGAGGCAGCUGAGCACCGGACACGACUGGUCCGAGGAGGCGCAGAGCGGGGCGCGCGCGGCGCUCAGGUUCUCCUACCGGCUCAUCUGCCAAGAAAACUACUACGGGGACACGUGUUCCAAAAUAUGCGCUCCGAGAGACGACCACUUCGGCCACUACACCUGCAGACCUGACGGAGAGAGAGCGUGCGUGGCGGGGUGGAAGGGCGACUACUGCGACGAACCCAUUUGUCUUGAGGGCUGCAAUGAAAAGAAUGGGAACUGCACGUUACCUGGAGAGUGCAAUUGCAGGAAGGGCUGGCAGGGACUCUUCUGUGAUGUGUGUAAACCCCAUCCGUUGUGUAAACAUGGUACCUGUGAAGAUAAGUGGCAGUGCACCUGCACGGAGGGCUGGGGAGGCAUGUACUGCGACCAAGACCUGAACUACUGCACCCAUCACAAGCCCUGCGCCAACGGGGCCACGUGUCUGAACACGGGCCACGGCAGCUACACCUGCGCCUGCCUGCCGGGCUUCACCGGCGUCAACUGUGAGUCCGCGGUGCGCGAGUGCGACCGGCGGCCCUGUCACAACGGAGGCCGGUGCCUGGACUCCGACAGCGGCUACCAGUGCGCGUGUCCAAAGGGGUUCGAGGGGCCUCGGUGCGAACACAAGAUGCUAACGUGCGCGGAGAUGCCCUGCUUCCACGGCGGCACCUGCCGAGAAACGGACAACGGCCACAACUACCUGUGCGAGUGUCCGGCAGGUUACACCGGACUGAACUGUGAGAAGAGAACGGACCGCUGCACGGUGCUGCAGUGCGCUAACGGUGGACACUGCGUGAGCCACGGCGGCGUCCGGCUCUGCAGCUGCCGCUCCGGCUUCUCGGGGCCGCGCUGCGAGGUCAACGUGGACGAGUGCGCCUCGGGCCCCUGCGCCAACGGCUCCACCUGCAUCGACCGCAUUAACGACUACUCGUGCACGUGUCCCCCGGGGACCACGGGCCGCCGCUGCGACCGGCCCGCGGACCCCUGCGCCGCCCGGCCCUGCCUGAACGGGGGCACCUGCACCGUGGGGGCCCAGGGCCGGCCCGCCUGCGCCUGCCCGGCCCCCUAUGACGGCCCCCAGUGCCAGUCCGCCCACUUGGACCCCGCCCCCAGGGACGGGAUGAGCCUGGCGGCCGUCAGCCUGGGGGUGGGCGCCGUGGCGGCGCUGCUGCUCCUGUGCAUGGUCGCGGUGGCGGUGCGUCGCGUCAGGAGGCAGAGAAGCCAACAGAGAGACUCUGAGAAGAUGAACAACGUCUCCAAGGCGGACUUCCAGAAGGAGAACCUCAUCUCUGCGUCGGAGCUCAAGAACACCAAUAAAAUGAUCGAUUCGGUGGAUUGUCCCAGCAACAAGUCCAAUCACAAACCGCUCAACCACUACCAGCUGGACUAUAAAACCCGCUCAGGCUACAAGGACGAGCCGUCCGUCCUGGACAAGGAGGAAAACUGUGAAAAGCCAAUGGAGAAAACAAAGCAAUUUAGCAAAACAUAUAGUGAAAGGCCAGAGUGUCAGAUAUCAACCAUAUGUUCCUCCAGAGACUCGAUGUACCAGUCUGUCUUCGUAAUAGAAGAGGAGAAGAACGAAUGCAUCAUCGCAACCGAGGUAUAAUAAAUAGAAGCUGUCCCUGGUCAACAUUUGAUUUUCUGUGGACUGUUUACACGUGUGGAGAGACUGGGAUUUAUUUAAAUGCAAGUUGCUGCUCUUGAAAACUUGAUAACUGGACGGAGCUGGAGUGCUCCUCGAACGCAAUAGGACUAAAGCUACUCAACGUUUUGAGAAUGUAAAGACUGAAGCCAGACCGACUCGGUUCCGAACCCCCGUCGGCGCCAGGAUCCGUGCCCCUCGCCGCCUUCCUGCAGUGAUGAGCAAUCAACCAAUCAGCUCAUGGGCUGCGAACCCGCGGAGGGCGACGCGCCUCCGUCCUCGGAGGCCCGCGACGUGCUAUGCAAAGAAAAAUCAACACUGUGCUCGAUCGACAAGCGACAACAACUACUGAAAACGGUUCAUUUGUGAAUGAAGUUGGUGGGUGAUCACUUUGUAAAUUGAAUCGCGUUUAUAAAGAAUGUAUGCAGCCUAGAUCCCAAUGCCUUAUACAUGUUUAGGAGAAUAACAUGGAGCCCCGCCUUAUCUUGAUUCCUUUGCACAGCAACAUGGAGGUAGUAGAACGUACCAGAACACACAGGAUGCUAUAGCGCGUGCAGGGAGAGCGUGAUGAGGCCUUGCUUGUCUUAUGCAAGGUCACCUUUACAUGACGACAAAGAAAGACUAUCGCACCAAGGACGCCUUUAAAGGAAAUUACUGAACCAAUAAUGUAAGAUUAGUAAUUCAUUAGUAAUUUAAGAUUAUGAAGCACUGAUCUUUCUCUUUCUAUGUUUUAUAAGAUUAUUUUGUAUAUACUGUAUAUUUAUAUGUUAAGAUUAGAAGUAUGAAUUGUUUUUUUUAAGUUUAUGCCCCAAAAAGGUGAAUUUAUUUUUAAAAUGUUGUUAGUGUUUUAAUUUUAUUUUUUGUUUUCUUUUUGCUAUAAAACGAGAUACAAUGAAUACAUGUCUGGUACACUGUUUGUUUGUUGGUCUUCCAUGGUUGAGUGUACACGUGCUCAGAUAAAGGUCGUAGUGAAUUUCAAUGUCGGAGUCCUUAUUUGCGUCAGCUGGUUUUUAAAGCAGCGUCAUCGUCGAUGGAAUGAAUGGCACCAAUCAGUCAGUGGAAACUAGCGACGUUAUGAGAAGAUACUCCGACGAGACUUAUAUUUAAACAUUGUGUGUGAAAAUAAAGAAUCCUUGUGCUCUCUC